Oryzias latipes (Japanese medaka) is the source of this 1052-nucleotide messenger RNA. RefSeq names its product cutC copper transporter homolog (E. coli) (gene cutc). The record is from RefSeq and is a predicted model, not a curated record. Lineage: Eukaryota; Metazoa; Chordata; Actinopteri; Beloniformes; Adrianichthyidae. Gene Ontology annotation, molecular function: copper ion binding.
GAACUAACCGGAAACUGUUGAACUAAAGCAAUUGAUUACUGCACAAAAACAUGUCUUGAUUCCAAAACUUUACCAUAGUAUUUUUUACGGUCUCGUUAUUAGGCAGUAAAGAAAACUAACAGGGAGCUUUAGCAGCAGGCAGAAAGAAAAGUGAGAUAAACGACAGUACACGUGCUGAAUUCGAAUUUUAUAUAGUUGACAUUGUUCCUUUCAGUCCGUAAACAAUGGCCCAGACCUUUUUAAUGGAGGUAUGUGUGGACUCUGUGGAGUCUGCUAUCAAUGCUGAACGAGGAGGUGCUGGUCGACUUGAGCUGUGUGCAAGCCUUCUGGAGGGAGGACUCACGCCCAGUCUAGGUUUGGUUCAGGUUGUGAAGCAGUAUAUCAAAAUCCCGAUCUUUGUGAUGAUCCGGCCUCGUGGGGGGGACUUCCUGUACUCCGAUCAAGAAGUUGAGGUGAUGAAGAAGGACAUAGAGCUUACGAAGGGCCAAGGGGUCGAUGGAUUUGUGCUGGGAGCUCUAACAGAAGAUGGAAGAGUGGAUGCAGAGCUCUGCAUGGAGUUACUGGCUGCUGCUCGACCUUUACCCGUCACCUUCCACCGAGCUUUUGAUAUGGUUCAUGACUCAGCGGUGGCUCUGGAGACCCUGAUAUCGUUAGGGUUUGAGCGUGUGUUGACAAGUGGCUGUGAUAUUUCUGCUUUGGAGGGACUGCCUGUGAUUAAACGGCUCAUUGAUCAAGCUAAAGACAGAAUUAUUGUGAUGCCAGGAGGAGGCAUCACGGAACGAAACCUGCAGAGAAUACUGGAGGGGUCAGGGGCUCAGGAGUUUCACUGUUCAGCACGCUCCAGCAGGGACUCUUCAAUGAAAUUCAGAAACACCUCAGUGACCAUGGGAGCGUGUUUCUCUGCUCCUGAGUACGGCCUGAAAGUGGCUGACGUCUCCAAAGUGCGAUCUCUAAAUGCCAUAGCCAAAAAUACCUUGUGAAUGGAGGCUUUAUAUUGAUGACAAAUAACUAAGGAAUACCUCAAAAAUAAAAAGAAUUGGUUCCCUUCUUUA